Molecule: messenger RNA, 738 nt
Organism: Carica papaya (papaya)
Lineage: Eukaryota; Viridiplantae; Streptophyta; Magnoliopsida; Brassicales; Caricaceae
Gene: LEA4-5
Product: Late Embryogenesis Abundant 4-5
Biological process (GO): embryo development ending in seed dormancy
Source: RefSeq, a predicted model, not a curated record
UUCGACGUAGAACAAGUUAACAGUUUUGUUUGGGUACUGAUUACUGUUUGUCCGAAAGAGAAAGCGAAGGAAAAAUGCAGGCUGCGAAGGAAAAGGCAUCCAACGUUGCCGCCUCUGCUAAGGCUGGCAUGGAGAAGACCAAAGCCGCUAUGCAGGAGAAGGUGGAGAGAAUGACAGCACAUGACCCAGUUGAGAAAGAAAUGGCGACCCAAAAGAAAGAAGAGAGGAAAGCCGAGGCAGAGCUCAACAAGCAAGAAGUGCGCGAGCACAACGCGGCGGCAAGGCAGGCUGGCGCCAACAAGGGCUACACGACGGGCAGUACCGGAACGACGACGUAUUCGACAACGGGAACUCACGGGCAGCCAACGGGCCCGCAUCAAAUGUCAGCGGUGCCGGGCCACGGGAGCGGGCAGCCCACGGCGGAAGUGGUGGAGGGGACGGUGGGGUCCCACCCUAUUGGGACAAACACUGGGACAGGCGGCACCACGGCCCAUAACGCCCGCGUGGGAGGUGGUGCGGCAGGGUAUGGCACUGGCGGUACCUAUAGUUAAGACAGUGAUGGGUAUUUUGUCUCUGGUCGUGUUUUUUAUUUUUCUUUUCCUAAAAUAAUGUUUAAAGGUCAAAAUCAGCGUCGAAGUCAAUCUAUCUGUCUGUAGGGUCGUGGUUUCCUAAUGUGUCUUGUAAUGUUGCUAGUUUCCGCAGUUAUUAUCGAAUAAAAAAGUGGCACAUUUACGUUAA